This is a messenger RNA of Owenia fusiformis, 707 nucleotides long. Lineage: Eukaryota; Metazoa; Annelida; Polychaeta; Sabellida; Oweniidae. The record is from the annotation of a GenBank genome assembly.
GUCUUAUGGAUUCAAUGAAUGCAUGUCUUAUGGAUUCAAGGAAUGCAUGUCUUAUGGAUUCAAUGAAUGCAUGUCUUAUGGAUUCAAGGAAUGCGUGUCUUAUGGAUUCAAGGAAUGCAUGUCUUAUGGAUUCAAUGAAUGCAUGUCUUAUGGAUUCAAGGAAUGCAUGUCUUAUGGAUUCAAUGAAUGCAUAUCUUAUGGAUUCAAGGAAUGCAUGUCUUGUGGAUUCAGUGAAUGCAUGUCUUAUGGAUUCAAUGAAUGUAGAUUGUACAGGUUUUGAACAAGGAUUUUGUGGUUCCACCGAAAACGGGUCAUUUAGGAAUCUUGAAGAGUUAAUGGAUCCAUGCUUUUUGUGAUUUAUGCUUUUCAUUUCGAUGGAUUUAGAUUCCACAGAUGUGUUUCUUUGGGCUUUGUAAAUUUUUUAAAUGUAAAUGGAUUUCAUAGGUGGGUCAAAUAUUAUAUUUGACACCUUGUGCCUAUUCUUGGGUGAUAAUGCAAUAGUAAUAUUCUCCCACAGGGUAUUUAUUUUAAGCCAUUGGAACUUCCUCUAUGAAUAAUCUUGGCCAGUUGAUCUAUAAACCUGUUAACUCGAGUGACUAGAAUAUUUUCCUAGUUUUGAAAUCUAGGAAUUUGUAUAUAUGAGGAUUUAAACUGUAUCAAAUGUACAAAAAUGUAAAUUAAUAUAAAGGGAAGCACACACACACAUA